Molecule: messenger RNA, 4074 nt
Organism: Eurytemora carolleeae
Lineage: Eukaryota; Metazoa; Arthropoda; Copepoda; Calanoida; Temoridae
Gene: AP-1gamma
Product: AP-1 complex subunit gamma-1
Exons: 18
Coding region: 52-2634 (860 amino acids)
Biological process (GO): intracellular protein transport; receptor-mediated endocytosis; Golgi to vacuole transport
Cellular component (GO): membrane coat; AP-1 adaptor complex; Golgi apparatus
Molecular function (GO): clathrin-cargo adaptor activity
Source: RefSeq, a predicted model, not a curated record
UUCUAUACUUAUUUCAGAUUCUCCGAGAAACCCCCGAGGGGAACUAUAAACAUGGCUGACACUGCGAAGGUUGUCGACCUUAUCAACAAUGCUCGACAGAUGGUCACAGAUGCUGUCGACAGGGUUAAAAUGCCGACUCCGAUGCGCCUGCGCGACCUUAUUCGUCAAAUCAGGGCUGCCCGAACUGCCGCAGAAGAGAGGGCUGUCAUAAAUAAGGAGUGUGCGUAUAUACGCCACGCUAUAAGAGAAGAGGACACAAUGUGGAGAUGUCGAAAUAUUGCUAAACUUCUCUACAUUCACAUGCUGGGAUACCCUGCUCACUUCGGUCAGAUGGAGUGUCUCAAGCUCUGCGCCAGUCAUAAGUUCACGGACAAGAGGAUAGGCUACCUGGGCGCUAUGCUGCUCUUGGACGAGAAGCAUGACGUAAAUAUUCUUCUCAUUCACUGCAUCAAGACAGAUUUGAACAGUAGCACACAAUUUGUUCAGGGUUUAGCUUUGUGUACUCUUGGUUCAAUAGCCUCCGGAGAUAUGGCUCGAGAUCUUGCUCCAGAAGUUGAGAAGUUGAUCAAAUCUUCAAAUGCAUACAUAAGGAAAAAGGCAGCUCUGUGUGCAUACAGAAUAAUCAAGAAGGUUCCAGAACUUAUGGAAAUGUUUAUUCCCGUCACAAGGUCACUUCUCUCUGAGAAGAAUCACGGAGUCCUGAUCACAGGGAUAGUUCUGAUCACGGAGCUAACUGAGAGAUCUCCGGAUACCCUAGAUCAUUUUAAACGUGUUGUCCCAAACCUUGUCAGAAUACUGAAGAACUUGAUAAUGUCUGGGUAUUCUCCUGAACAUGAUGUUUCCGGGAUAUCAGAUCCGUUUCUGCAAAUUAAGGUUCUGAAACUUCUGAGGAUACUGGGUAGGAAUGAUCCGAGUACAUCAGAAACUAUGAACGAUAUUUUAGCACAGGUUGCAACAAACACAGAGACGAGUAAAAACGUAGGAAAUGCUAUUCUAUACGAAACCGUUCUUUCAAUCAUGGAUAUUGAUUCAGAAUCAGGACUCAGAGUACUUGCGGUUAAUAUUCUCGGUCGAUUUCUUCUUAACAACGACAAAAACAUACGUUAUGUCGCCCUCAACACCCUUCUCAAGACCGUUGCUGUCGAUCACGCGGCUGUUCAGCGACAUCGAGCAACAAUCCUCGACUGUCUCAAGGACCCGGAUGUUACAAUAAAGAAGCGCGCGAUGGAACUCUGCUUUGCGCUCAUUAACUCCACGAAUAUCGAGCUGAUGAGCAAGGACCUGAUCCAGUUUCUUCACACAGCGGAUCCUGACUUCAAACAGUCCUGCUCUAGUAAUAUGAUGCUAGCGGCGGAUCAGUAUUCUCCGAACCGGCGGUGGCACAUUGAUACAAUCGUGAAGGUGUUGGAGGAGAGCGGGAAUAUGGUUCGUGAUGAUGUCGUCUUCAAUACAAUACAGAUUAUCAGCAGUAGUCCAGAACAGCAGAGGUACACCGUACACCUGGCCUGGAAAGCAUUGAUGGAAAUCAAACAUUGCAGUGAGUUCCAACCCUUGACACAGGUUGGGUGCUGGUGUAUCGGAGAGUACGGAAAUUAUUUGCUGGAGAGGUGUGAUGAGGUUGUAGGUGGAGGUGAGUCUGUAAGUGAAGGACGUGUUGUCUCCUGGUUCCAGGUUCUUCUCUCCUCCUCAUCCAUCUCCGUAGUAACUAAACAAUACGCUCUACUCUCCCUAGCUAAACUAUCCACCAGAUUCAAUUCAGUCAUUCAGGAAAUUCAAUCUACCAUCGAUAGUUUUGGAACCAAUAUAGACAUUGACCUUCAGCAGCGAGGAGUAGAAUUGGGUCAACUUUUCAGGAGUCAGUCAGGAUUAAGAUCAAAACUGCUUGAACCAAUGCCGCCGAUGGAAAAGGAAAAGGACAGAUUGGAAGAUUCACCGACAACUCCAAUGCCAAAGGUGAAUGGAGUAGGUCCCCAACAUAAUGGAGUUCAAGAGAAGAAUCCUCUACUUGAACUUCUCGACCUUGAUCUCUCAGCGCCUGUAGGUGGUCAGACUCUCCUAGGAGGAGGACUAGAUAUUGGUGGAGCUCCCUCUUCAAACUCAUUAGACGAUAUAUUAGGCCUUAAUCUGGUACCUUCAGUAACUGCCAUGCAGAACAGUAACUCCUUAAACCUCCUGGAUAGUUUAGGAGGUCCUGAUCUAACAUCCUUAGGACCAAGCAGUAUGCCCUUAGGUUUAGACGGCCUUCUUAACGGUGUGGAUACAUUGUCCCUCGCUACCCCGUCCUCUCAGGUUCUUCCAAUCACAGCUUAUGAGAAACAUGGUCUCCGGGUCCAGUUCACGUUUCCGGGUUCAGGUUCUCCGGGUGCAUCAUCGAUCUUACUGUAUGCACACAACCUUACUCCGCAACCUAUUCUCAACUUUGUUUUCCAGGCUGCUGUACCGAAAUCCAUGCAGCUGCAGUUGGAUCCUCCAUCAUCAUCUACAAUCCCGUCAGGAGGAUCAGUUACUCAACAGAUGGUUGUUAAUAAUCCUAGCAACGCAGUUCUCAGGAUGAAGCUAAAGAUUGCAUUCAGUGUUGGUGGAAUUCCAAUCUCCGACCUUGGAGAGGUCAACAGUUUUCCUAACUUUGCUUGAUCUGUCAGAGACAAUAGUUUUGACAGGAUUCUUUUCUCCGGGCUGUAAAUGAACCCGGGGCUGAAGGGACAGAACUGCAGCUAGAAAUACACUGGAGAAUUCUCUGUGAUGAAUACAGUCACGUGAUAGGAACCUGUAAAGACGCCUCUGAUCAGUGGAUCUUGGAAAGACACUUAAUUAAUAUUCUUGUUAUCCACGGUUUGAUAACCGUGAUGGAGAAGAGUUAACAAUGCUCUUUUAUUAAAUAUUUAAACAUCAUCUAACUCUGUGAUAGAUAUAACCCUGACACCAGGAACUAUCUGGACUGCAUAUCCGUUAUUCAGGGGAUGACUUGAAUUCUGGUCCAAUCUUCUGUUUGUAAAUCUUAAGGUCAUAAUAUGCGCGACCGUCAUACUUUAAAAUUUGUUCAGGGAAGUGGUUUUCCGCCAUAAAGGGGAAAUAAAACCUCUAAGCAGUCCAAUCCGGGAAUAUCAUAAGUGUAAUCCUAAAAAUUAAAACCCAAAUAUUUCCUGCUGAUUGUGAUUCAAAUUCUAAGUGGCUUGUUGUUAUCAAACUCGCUAUCGUAGAAUUAUUUCAGUUUACUAGAUCCGGGCGGAUCUGGUAAGGGGUAAAUGAAACAACCUUAAUGCCAUUCCUAGCUUUUUCCCUGCUCUUGAGUAAUGUUUUCUUAUAAGCUUGUCCAUCGUUAUGUAAGAAUCAUGGCGGAAAAACGGCAUAAAAACUAACAUUCCAAACUCAAAGCUCUUGCAAUAUUUUCGAGUUCUUUAUUUAAAACUUUUAUGGACCCCUGCCCCCCCCCCCCCCGUAUUAGCUGGAGCUCAUUGUAACUACCCACCAUAAUGUAUUGUACCAGUUUUCUAUUGCAUUUAAAUAUCCCAGUGUCUGAUUCCAGUUUUAUUAUGUUUAUCCAGUGUUUCCAAGCAUUUUUUUCAGCUCUUAAACAUUUAAUUUUGAAAUCUUGACUGCCAGUUUAGGGCAAUGAACAUAUCCUGUUUAGGUCAUCUGUUUUUUAAUAAUCAUUGAUUUUUGGUUUUCAAGAUGCGCCACAGUUUUAAUCCGUUGAGCAAAUUGCAACUUUUUACUCUGUCUGGAGCAAUUGAAAGCCAUAAAUUGUUAUGAUUGAAAGCUUAUGAAAAACAGGAUUUUUAAAACCAGCCAGAGCUGAGUAAAUAUCUUUAAGAGGGUUUAGUUUGUAGAGAAAAAAGUAUAUUUUAUUCAAAAACUGUUUCCAAAAAAAACAUUGAGGGAUAUUUAUUUAAUUAUUUUACUAUUUGUAUUCUAGUGUAAACCUGGCAACGAAAUUAGUGCUCGCACUAUUUUAUAUAUUUUAUCUUAUUUUGCGCUGUGUACGUACUAGCGUCACAUAAAAACGAUGUAAUAAGUUUUAUUUUAUACAUAAAUGUUUAUGAAAUUUGCAAUUAAAGUUGAACUUCAAACAAA